AUGGCAUCCGAUGCGGCGUCCCAGAUCACGGUGGGGGCUCUCAGCGCUAUAUUCGAUGAAACUAAGCCACAGGUCCGCGAGCCCAUCGUCCAGUGUGUUCAAGUCAAGCCCUUGCCGCCGCAGCCAACCCACGCGGAGCGUUACCGGGCGGUCUUCAGCGACAUUGCCAACUAUGUCCAGACUAUGCUGGCUACACAAGCGAAUCAUCUCGUGACAGACGGAUCACUUCGAAAAGGAUGUUUUGUGCGCCUCAAAUCCUUCCAAGCAAAUUCAGUCAAGGGAAAGAAAAUUUUAAUCAUCUUUGAUCUUGAGGUUUUGAAAGAGUUGGGCGAGGCUGACAAAAUCGGAGAGCCCAAGCCUUUAGAGAUCAAGGCAGAGGAAGAUGAGAAACCCCAAGCUACAACGAUCUCCAGCAACGGAUUCUAUGGGUCAAAGCCUGCAACCACACCGGCACCACAGCCGAAUCGUGCGCAGCCAGCCCGUGGUCCCUCAUCCUCUGCCCACGCCACCAUUUACCCUAUAGAAGCUAUUUCUCCCUAUUCAAACAAAUGGACGAUCAAGGCGCGCUGCACCAGCAAAUCGAGUAUCAAAACCUGGCACAACAAGAAUGGAGAAGGAAAAUUGUUCAGUGUCAAUCUGCUGGAUGACAGCGGCGAGAUUCGUGCCACUGGUUUCAACGAUCAGUGCGACAUGCUUUACGAUUUGUUCCAAGAAGGCGGAGUGUACUAUAUCUCCAGCCCGUGUCGAGUACAGAUCGCCAAGAAGCUAUACUCGAAUCUCAACAAUGACUAUGAGCUUACGUUUGAGAGGGACACGCUGGUAGAGAAGGCCGAGGAUCAAAGUGAUGUGCCGCAGAUUCGAUUCAAUUUCACCACGAUUGGGGACUUGCAGUCAGUAGAGAAGGACACGACAACCGACGUCAUUGGCAUCUUAAAGGAUGUGGGAGAGACUUCUCAAAUCGUGUCCAAGGGAACCGGAAAGCCUUACGACAAGCGAGAGAUCAAUCUGGUUGAUAAUACCGGGUACUCCGUUCGUCUCACUGUCUGGGGUGCCGGCGCAGUCAACUUCAAUGUGCCGCCAGAGUCUGUAGUUGCUUUCAAGGGAGUCAAAGUGUCUGACUUUGGAGGACGCAGUUUGAGCUUACUUAGCUCAGGCUCCAUGACGGUCGAUCCAGACAUCGCAGAAGCUCAUCGACUGAAGGGCUGGUAUGAUGCGCAGGGACGUACGGAGGCCUUUACCUCUCACGCGUCCUUGUCCGGUGCAACCAACUCCAAUAUGAAGGCCGAUCCUUUCAAAACCAUUGCGCAGGUUCGUGAGGAGCAGCUGGGCAUGUCGGAUCAAGUUGAUUACUUCUCGCUCAAGGCUACCGUCGUCUUCAUUCGUCAAGAUUCAACGUGGUGCUAUCCUGCUUGUUUGUCGGAAGGUUGUAACAAGAAGGUGACGCAGCUCGAUGCUGGCCAGUGGCGAUGUGAAAUGUGUGACAAGACUCACCCACGCCCCGAGUACCGCUUUAUCAUGCCGAUCAGUGUGAGCGAUCACACUGGCCAACUGUGGCUCAGUUGUUUCGACGACACAGGACGCCUGAUCAUGGGCAUGUCUGCUGACAAGCUCAUGCAACUGUGUGAAGACGAUCAUGAGGCAUUCCAGGCAGUGUUCCGUGAGGCUAACUGCCGCACUUGGAGUUUCCGGUGUCGCGCCAAGAUUGAUAACUUUGGUGAACAGCAGCGUGUCCGAUACCAAGUCUCUUCCGCGAAGGCCAUCAAUUACUCCGAAGAGGCCGCGCGCUUGGCAGAAAUCAUUAAUUCUUACAGCUUGAACUAG
Molecule: messenger RNA, 1821 nt
Organism: Penicillium oxalicum
Lineage: Eukaryota; Fungi; Ascomycota; Eurotiomycetes; Eurotiales; Aspergillaceae
Product: replication factor A subunit protein RFA1
Exons: 6
Coding region: 1-1821 (606 amino acids)
Biological process (GO): nucleotide-excision repair; meiotic cell cycle; DNA replication
Cellular component (GO): nucleus; DNA replication factor A complex
Molecular function (GO): single-stranded telomeric DNA binding; damaged DNA binding
Source: RefSeq, a predicted model, not a curated record